Molecule: messenger RNA, 1506 nt
Organism: Paramecium octaurelia
Lineage: Eukaryota; Ciliophora; Oligohymenophorea; Peniculida; Parameciidae
Source: the annotation of a GenBank genome assembly
AAUAAAUUAAAAUGAAUCAUCUUACAGGAGUUGACGCUGUUCUUAAUGCAGCCAGUGCUAGUACUCCAGUCCCAUCAAACAUUGAUUCCACAUGGGUGUUGAUUACAUCCUUUAGUGCUUUAUUAACAAUAUUGGGAUUCGCCUUCAUCAGUUCAGGAGCAGUGAGAUACAAGUCUGUGCAAUCGGCAGUUAUCACAGUCUUAUUGGGAGCAGUGAUUACCAUAUUAUUUUUCUGGCUUGUAAGAAAAUCUAAAAAUACAUUUUGAUUAGUUAGGAUAUGGAUUUGCAUUUGGAGAUGACAAAGGAAAUAAGUUCAUUGGUUUGAGUAGAUUUGCUGGAGCUGGAUAUGGAGUGGAUGCAUCAAGAGAUGAUUACACAAAUUUAAGUAAGCUAAUAGUCACUAUUUAUUUAAUUAGUUUUCUAGAGUGUUGGAGCAAUAAUAGUUUCAUCAUUGUUUGGAUUGGGAACAUUGGAAAGAUCCAGAUUUUUCUCAGUCAGUGUUUGUUUGGCUGUUAUUUCAGGCUUCUUAUAUCCAACUGCAUUGCAUUGGAUUUAACCAACAGGCUGGUUAAGUAAAUUUGGAUUCAUUGAUUUUGCUGGAUCCAGUUAUAUCCACUUUUUCGGUGGAGUGACAGCCUUGGUUGUAUCAAUCUUCUUGAAGGAAAGAAGAGAUUAAGCAGGAAAUGUUCAUCCAGGCAUCUUCCCUCAUCAUUCUCCAAUCAACAUUGGUUAUGGAUCAAUAAUCUUAAGUGUUGCCACACUCAUUUUCAUUAACGGUGCAAAUCAAGAGGGCAAAUCAGAUAAAUAUGAACAAGGAUUGAUAGCAGUUAACACAUUGAUUGCAGCUACCUUCUCAGCCUUGACAAGUUUCAUUGCUUAAUAUUUGAAAACACACAAAACAAGUUUGAUUGCUAUUGCAAGAGGAAGUGUUGCUGGUAUUGUUGCCAUCUCAGCAAUUGCCAACGAUGUUAGAAUUUGGGAAUCUGCAUUGACUGGAACCCUCGCUGGAUUAGUGUAUAUUGUACUUAUUCUUGUCAUCAAAAGAUCUCAUGUUGAUGAUCCUGCUUAUACUUUGGCUACUCAUCUAGUAAUAUAUAUAAUUUAUCAAUCAAUAGGGACCAGGAUUAUUGGGUACUCUUUUAGUUGGAGUGUUGACACUCAGCAAUGGAUUCGUAACUGGACAUGGAUUCAAAUAAUUUGGAUUAUAACUUGUAGGUGUCUUGGCAUUCUUAGGAUGGGGAUUGUUAAUUGCUUUAUUCGUUAUCCCAUUGAAGGGAACUGGAGUCUUUAAGAUUAAUCCCUUCUAAGAGUCCAAAGGAAUCGAUACCAGUUAUGGUAAUUAAUUUCCAUAAUUAUAUUUUAGCUGAAGGAGAAGCUAUUUAAUUCAUUGAUGAACAACCAGAACCAACUCUUUUAAGUAGUAUUCCAAAGAAGGGAAUCUUCCAAUGACUAAUAAAUCAUUAAAUUUUCAUGCAUUAAGAUAACAAUAAUUAGCUUAUUUACUUU